Messenger RNA from Sphaerulina musiva SO2202, 3250 nucleotides. Its product is annotated as DNA repair protein rad18. Lineage: Eukaryota; Fungi; Ascomycota; Dothideomycetes; Mycosphaerellales; Mycosphaerellaceae. The record is from RefSeq and is a predicted model, not a curated record. Gene Ontology annotation, cellular component: Rad6-Rad18 complex; nucleus. The transcript has 2 exons. Gene Ontology annotation, molecular function: single-stranded DNA binding; ubiquitin protein ligase activity. Gene Ontology annotation, biological process: protein monoubiquitination; DNA damage tolerance. Bases 1 to 1704 code for a protein of 567 amino acids.
AUGGACGACGCAUACAACGUGCCCGACAGUACCGACUGGCUCUCCACGUCGUUGAAAAGUCUUGCGCCGCUGGAGAAUGCCCUCCACUGCCAGAUAUGCAAAGAAUUCUACGAUACCCCCAUGAUCACGAGCUGCAACCACACCUUUUGCUCGCGAUGCAUACGCACGUCUUUGUCCGCAGAUGGGAAAUGUCCGGCAUGUCGCGCUUCCGACCAGGCCAGCAAACUGCGGAACAAUUGGGCCAUCCAAGAGGUGGUCUCGACCUUCCUGGAAGCAAGACCGACGGUGCUGGAAGUGGCGAGGAAGUCGAACGAGGAAGUGGAGGCAACAAUGAAACGCAGGAAGCGCAAACGUGCGGUAGCACUGGGUGACGACGAGGUGGAAGCAGUCGCAGAGAGCGGAGGUCGCACGACGAGGGCAAAGAGCCGGCGCAUAGCUGCAUCGCAAACCUCGCAGCAGGACCCGGUGGAGAUUGAAGAUAGCGACGACGAGGGUGCAGAAGAGCUCGGACCGGAUUCACCUGCCAAGGACGGGUUGGUAGAAUGUCCUUUGGGAUGUGGGAAGCGCAUGAAGGAAGCCGACGUCUUCAAUCACCUGGACAAGUGCGAGGAUGAGAAGAAACAGGCCAGUCGAGCCAGCUCAAGGACACCACGCAAUGGUCUUGUCUCCUCGAGGCCACCUGCUGAUCAAGGCGCGCGUCCGCAGGAUCGCAUCAACGAGCUCAACUACGGCAUGUUGAAAGAAAAUGCGCUGUCGAAGAAGCUGAAGGAGCAGGGACUGCUGGGGACUGGCUCAAAACAGCUGAUGAUCAAUCGACAUCGGGAAUGGGUGAACAUUUGGAAUGCGAAUUGCGAUUCCAACAGUCCCAGAUCAAGACGAGAGCUGUUACGGGAACUAGACGUAUGGGAAAAGACCCAGGGUGGUAAAGCACCACAAGGGAACGGCCUUUCACACGCCGUGAUGCGAAAGGACUUUGAUGGAAAUGCUUAUUCAAAACGACAUCAGGACGACUUCAGCCGACUGAUAGCCGACGCAAAGCGGAAGAAACACAACCCCAACUCUACGUCGCAACAUUCUGGAGCUGCCAAAGACGUCGGCGAGAAUAGCGCUGAAGUCGAGGCUGCCACGCAUGGAGACGGCAAGAGUAGUCCUUUGAUCACUCCGGACUCGCUUCCGCUGACAGCAGACGAGCAGGAUAUGCAGACGUCGCCUACUGAUCCGGACAAGGAGAAUCUAGUCGACCGCAGGCCAUAUGAGACCGAUCCCACGGCCCUUUCCAAUCUUCAGAAGAAAGUGCAAGCCAUCAAUGACGGGCAGGAUCCCACGCCGGUGUUAAACGAAGGCUUCCAGAACCCGGGAACUGGUAUUUUCGUUGCGCCGGGACAUCCUAAAGAGUCGCUGUCGUGUGGCAACCCGGAAACACCCACCAUGUUCAAUGACCCAAUCGAGCAAGUCUCCGAAGAAACAGAUCCUAGUAGGCUUUCACACGUGCCUACAGCCCCUGCGGAGCCUGUCUCCCUGGAUACCACUGAACAUGCCGUGAGAUUUGGCCGUGCAGAUAGCAGAGACGAGCAUUUGAGUUCACAUGUGGGCUCUCCUUGUCAACUCUCGUCGCAUGUCCUACUAUCAAGCCAGCCGAAGCGAAUGCCCAUGUUUGCUAUGCCGGAGCAGCCGGUGACCGACGUGGACCUCGACGCCAAAUAGUGGAUGUGUGCAAGAUUAUUAGUGUAUGGGGAACAAACGGAAUACAGAACGAUGGUACCUAGCUCUUGGCCAGUGGCCAAGCGAGUGGAUGAACACGUGCAUAACCUCGCCGUCGGGUCUAUGCGUUAAGGCAUUAUCAUUAUACGACCGACAGUAUCCGCCGUGCCUAGCAACCUCAAACCCAAUCUCACGCCGUAUCUCCACGGAAUCAUCCCACGAAAGAGUCUGAAGCUUCCCAUCAAGCGUGAUGAUGAAGGUCGACCUCGGGAGUUCUUGCUGCUUUGCCAAGCCGGCAAUUGAGAUGAACUUUGAUGAAUGUCUAUGCAAAUAUGUACGUCUAAUUACAUACGUCGGAACCCCAGGAUGCGCCAGAUCGUCAUUAGACAUGCGAUCAACAGCCCGACCGUCACGAUACGAACAGGACAUGGUAUUUUGAGCGCACAUGCAUUCUACCACUUACUACAAAUGGUCGUCAAUUGGUAGAUCGAAAAUGCCUCUCUCCAUUCACCUUCAGCAAAAGUCGUCCGGAUGACCCCCGAGACAUCUUCAAACUCUCGUGCCGAGAACUAGUAGGUACUGGUCGACGGCGCCACAUCCUAAAUGAGACUACAUCUCGUAAAUCCCACCUAUCGUAGUCCCUUUCAUCUGGAAAUAGAUUGCGCAUGGCAGGCCUGCACCAUCAUCAGUUCAUCACCUGGUCAGAAUGCCAUGCCUCACUAGGAUCAGGGAUCUACACGAACAACAGACCGCCCUUCAUCUAGAGCUGCGUGUAAUCCUACAAGAGAACUGACCUGCCCUGCUCUCUGCGUGAAAUCUCUUCUUCCCACGAACAAGGACAUCGAUCGAAACAUCAAUCUCAUCAAACAUCAAACAACUUUGAUCGCUUAAGCUCAACCAACCAAACCAACCAAGCAAACCGACCACUCGGAUAAAAGAGAAAAAGAAUGCAUUCCACCACCACCCUUCUCACCGCAGCCGCCACGCUCCUGGCCUCCACCGCACAAGCCCGCAUCGUCGGCUUCUACGCGCCACAAAACGCUGCACCCAACGCAGAUGUCAAAAUCGAAAUUUUCACCGAGGGCUACCCACAAACGAUCAACGAUGUCGCCAUCUCGUUUGGUCUGACACCUCUCGAGUCGUUGUUCAUGGGCAGUUUGGGCACAUAUGUCAGCACCAAGGCAUUGGGUCCUGACUUCUCCAACGUCGAUGGCAACAUCACACACAUUAUUCACAUUCCCGCAACUUUUCCCGUCGGUCCCGCGGUAUUGCAGGCUUCGCACUUUUCUUUGACGGGAGCGUCUUCGACGCCUGCGACGGAAAUUUAUUAUGCCAAUGUGACGAUUGGUGCGGGAAAUCAGUUUCCUUAUACGACGAGUGCGAGGAUUCCGAAUCCUAUGUAAAUGAUGGUAUGGAUUGAGUUGUUCAGAAGAAAAUAAUGUUGGAUAGGGAUGGAUGUAGGUAGGAGGGAUAGGGAGAGGGGCAGGGGAGGGAAGAGGUGGAGGAAAGAAGAAACAAAAAGCCGUAUCUUGUAUAUACACAAUACCCC